This is a messenger RNA of Gallus gallus (chicken), 2408 nucleotides long. RefSeq names its product mediator of cell motility 1 (gene MEMO1). The transcript is spliced from 9 exons. Lineage: Eukaryota; Metazoa; Chordata; Aves; Galliformes; Phasianidae. Bases 864 to 1853 code for a protein of 329 amino acids. The record is from RefSeq and is a predicted model, not a curated record.
GGAAGAUGCAGGCUGUGAGAUAAGGAGCGGGGCUGUCGGCUGUGGCUGUGUGCUUCCAGACAACAAUAGGGAGUGAUUGUAUUCCUCCUGAGCCUCAUAUUGGAGGCAUAAUGGCUGUGUCCAUUGCAAGACUGGCCUCAGACCUGCGUCUGGAGCAGACAGCUUGCGUUUAGUUUUCCAGCUCUUUGGAGAGAAAGGUGGUUGCUCUAUAGCAAGCGAGCAAGGCUGUGUCAAAGGUAUUUUUAAACGUGUGUGAGGGCAUCAGAAUGUUAAGACUGGGUGGCAACACCAUCACAUCUGUUUGUGCUUCUUGUCGUUUCAUUUAUUAAUAUGGCAGAAAACUGCUUUGCAGCGUGGAAUUGCUGAAGGACCUUUAGCUACAUUUUGUAGCUUUGAUUUUGAUACUGGCUUCGUACCAGGUUGCAAAUAAAACAAAAUCUACUGUUGCCUCAUAAUUAAUUUGUGAGGCGGAGGUACUGUUUGGCUUUUUUUUUUUCCCCCUAUGCUAAUUCAGCAGGUAGUUCUGUGAGACUGCAUCUCCGUAGGUCUGUGUGACCAGUUUGGCCAGUAGGACUUGUCUGCAGUGGGACAUCCAGGAGCUCUCAGGCUGCCUGUGGCUAUUAAUGGCAGGGGAGGAGUGGGAUGGGGUGGCUGCCCAGGCACCUCCCUGCAGGAAAACAACCAAACAAAGAUAUUAAAGGGAAUCGUGUUCUAACUAGUUGUGCUGAUGGUGCUUCUGACAAGUUAAAUUGUAACUGCUAGCGUGUGCCUUUGGGAUUGGUGGUUAAUGUUGCACAGACUGCAAGUUCGGGGUGGUGUUUUUACCUUCUGAGGGGAUUUUUUUAAAUGGAAGAACUUUAUUAAUGUUCCUUUCUGUGGAGCUGUCAUGUGUCGUUUAUGUAGGGUAUGUGAGGCAGCAGGAUAGGAGCUACGUGUGGUUUGCUGCCUGGGGACUUAUUUUUGAAUACCAUUUAGGAGUGUCUAUGAAAAGUGAAGAGGAAACAGAUGAGGACCAAGAGGGACCCCAGCUGAAUGCACAACUAGAAGGCUGGCUUUCUCAAGUACAGUCCACAAAGAGACCUGCUAGAGCCAUUAUUGCACCCCAUGCAGGAUAUACCUAUUGUGGAUCUUGUGCAGCCCAUGCUUACAAGCAAGUAGAUCCUAAUAUUACCCGAAAAAUUUUCAUUCUUGGGCCUUCCCAUCAUGUGCCCCUCUCCCGAUGUGCACUUUCCAGCGUGGACAUUUAUAGAACACCUCUGUACGAUCUCCGAAUUGACCAAAAGAUUUAUGGAGAACUGUGGAAGACCGGAAUGUUUGAGCGUAUGUCUUUACAGACAGAUGAAGAUGAACACAGUAUUGAAAUGCAUUUGCCUUAUACUGCUAAAGCCAUGGAAAGCCAUAAGGAUGAGUUUACUAUUAUUCCUGUGUUGGUCGGAGCACUGAGUGAGGCAAAAGAGCAGGAAUUUGGAAAACUCUUCAGUAAAUACCUAGCAGAUCCUAGUAACCUCUUUGUGGUUUCUUCUGACUUUUGCCACUGGGGUCAGAGGUUCCGUUACAGUUACUAUGAUGAAUCCCAAGGAGAAAUUUAUAGAUCCAUUGAGCACCUAGAUAAAAUGGGUAUGAACAUUAUAGAGCAGCUAGAUCCUGUAUCUUUUAGCAAUUACUUGAAGAAAUACCAUAAUACAAUAUGUGGAAGACAUCCUAUUGGCGUAUUAUUAAAUGCUAUCAAUGAGCUCCAGAAGAAUGGAAUGAAUAUGAGCUUUUCAUUUUUGAAUUAUGCUCAGUCAAGCCAGUGUCGAAACUGGCAAGACAGCUCAGUGAGUUACGCAGCUGGAGCACUUAUGGUUCACUGAACUGCUGAAUGCUCAGGGAUGGCACCUGCACACACUCUGUAUACGGGGUCCCAGCCUAGCCCUUACAAAGAUACAGUCCCUGGUCUUUGGGUAUACUGAAACCUCAAACUAAUAGAACUUUCUUCUUUUCUAGUAGGUGUAGUCCUUCCUUAGUUUCAACUCAUUUAAAAAUGCUUUCUUGUUUAGGACAAUGGAAGGAAGAGUGGUAUCAAAACAUUCUGUGAUUUUUCUUUUUUUAGGAAAGAUAAUAGCUGUGAAGGUAUGGGUGGCAGACAGUCCUUACAAAUGCAACAUGUAAAGCAUUUACCAUAUCCUAAAUUUGCACUCUUUGCAGACCUGUGCACAUGUACUCAGCUUUCAGAAUAGUUUUGCAAGUUGUAAAUGGGGGAAAAAGGAGUGGAAGCUUUUUAAUAAAAGGAAAAAAAGGAAAACAACGCAUUUAUAAAUGAUCCUGUAUUAGAAUAUAAUAAAACUCCAGUAUAGUCAGUUACUACCCGUGAUGUACGACAGAUAUCUUCUAUUUUAGUUGCUAAUAAAGGGCUACACAAACCAAAA